Messenger RNA from Ruditapes philippinarum (Manila clam), 777 nucleotides. Its product is annotated as collectin-12-like. Gene Ontology annotation, biological process: biological process involved in interspecies interaction between organisms. The transcript is spliced from 4 exons. Gene Ontology annotation, cellular component: external side of plasma membrane. The record is from RefSeq and is a predicted model, not a curated record. Lineage: Eukaryota; Metazoa; Mollusca; Bivalvia; Venerida; Veneridae. Gene Ontology annotation, molecular function: carbohydrate binding. Bases 1 to 777 code for a protein of 258 amino acids.
AUGGAGUAUGGCCUAAAGAAGUUUUGGGCGCGUCUGCGACUUAUGCAGUAUAUUUUGGCAAUUAUGCUGUUGAAUAAUGAAGUUACGGCGGUCAAUCAUGUCAUAUCAAAAUUGACAAGAGUGUCGUCUUUGGAUGACAAAAUAUGUGUGACUAAAGAUUUAAUAUUUUCUUCAAAUUUUGGAAUGUUGAACAGAUGUCUGUUAAUGUGUAUAAAUGAGACAAAGUGUCUAUCUGUUUUUUAUAAUCAGAUAGACGGCAAAUGUCGCGGAUGUGCAGAGAUUUAUUCAUCUCCGGGCGGGCUGAUUUCAUUCACUGGAUUUAUAUAUUUUCAAAAAGAACCUAAAACAGUCUGUGAAGAAUCUGGUUCGUGGACGGCCUACAAAGAGUCGUGCUACAUGUCAAGUCCGAGUGGUACCUUCCAGCAAGGAGUGGAUUAUUGUCAGACGAACGGAGCACACCCUGUGUAUGUAGAGACUUCUGACGAAAAUGAGUUUCUAAAGACCUUUCUAGCAGAACAGGUUUCGAACAAUGGUUUAUGGUUCAUGGGAAUGAGCGACAGUACUAAACAAGGGGAGUGGAGAUAUUGGGGUACUAAUGAAAUAGUGACGUUCCUAGACUUCUUCCACUCAGAACCGAAUGAUGAUGGGUCUAAUUCCCAGCAAUGCGCUGUUUUUGUGCAACCGUACCGUUUUAACUACCAAUGGGCGGACCAUUUCUGUACUGACAUUUCUCCAACUGUUUGUGAAAAAUCCUGCUGUGAAACCAUAUAUACAUAA